Molecule: messenger RNA, 539 nt
Organism: Trichoderma reesei QM6a
Lineage: Eukaryota; Fungi; Ascomycota; Sordariomycetes; Hypocreales; Hypocreaceae
Gene: rpl39
Product: ribosomal protein L39e
Exons: 3
Coding region: 21-176 (51 amino acids)
Biological process (GO): translation
Cellular component (GO): ribosome; cytosolic large ribosomal subunit
Molecular function (GO): structural constituent of ribosome
Source: RefSeq, a predicted model, not a curated record
CGAUACGCAAGGUCAAUAAGAUGGCGAGCCACAAGACAUUCCGAACCAAGCAGAAGCUGGCCAAGGCCCAGAAGCAGAACCGCCCGGUUCCGCAAUGGAUUCGCCUUCGCACUGGCAACACCAUCCGCUACAACGCCAAGAGAAGGCACUGGAGGAAGACCCGCCUUGGCAUCUAAGCAACUUCACCCAAAAAACCAAUCCGGCAUUCUCGAAAACAAAAGAACCCCCCCUUAUCUCGCACCGAACGAUCCCGACCUCCAGCAGCGGUUUUUCAUCUUUUGGCAUGGUCCUAGUGUGGUGAUGGGUAUAGGAAGGGGUUUCCAAUGAAGAAAACAACUUCUUUCUCCCCCCGUCUUUUCUUUUUCAGGCGUGUUGGGAGGGGAAGGGUCUAGGAGGAUGCAGAUGCAUGGAAUGGGCACGGUUGCCUGGUUUCUUGAUUCUUGAUAUUGCUUCAUGUCACGGUCGGUCAUAGGGAAAGGAAUGAACCUAUUUUGAUGCCACUUCGGCUUUUUUCCCCACAAAGAUUCACAUCUCUUCGU